AUGCAUUGCCACCUAAUGGUAUAUAUGCGUAUUAUUAUCACUACCUUGAUAAUAAUAACAUGUCUAUUGGGUGACAAUUUUGUUGAGCUAACGCAGCAUCCGUUACUUAAAGCUUUGGCCGACAAUGCUACCCAUGCUGUUAUCGGCGCAUUGUCUGGCAUUGCGUUUGCUGUCCAGUUUUAUGAAAAAACGACCCAUUUUUUUGGUUGGUUCCUGAUUUUUGCUUGCUUUGUCUGUUCUUCGCUUAUUGAUUUAGACCAUUUCAUUGCAGCCAGAAGUUGGAAUUUGGAGGAUGCUACAAAUCUUUCACGCCGUCCAUUCCUCCAUUGUUCCACCAUUAUUGUUCUCCUAAUGUUGGCGUAUCUUUGUACUUCUUGCCUUAAUUAUUUCAAGUGGAGCCUUUCCUUGGGUAUUCUGCUGUGCGCAUUUAUAACUCAUCAUACACGUGAUGCAAUACGACGUGGGUACUGGUUUUAUCCAUGGGGACAUACUGAUAAAUUACCACACCUGGCUUAUAUUAUAAUAACUGUAUUGACGCCAUAUGGUGUGAGCAGUUUAUAUGGCAUAUGUCGCAGUACAUCGGUACAACAAUUCCUAGGCCAAUAUGUAAAACUGAAUGAAGGAUCACAUCAUAAAGAUGAGAGAGGUUAUCGUUAUAUGCAGGUAUAA
Molecule: messenger RNA, 669 nt
Organism: Musca vetustissima
Lineage: Eukaryota; Metazoa; Arthropoda; Insecta; Diptera; Muscidae
Product: transmembrane protein 267
Exons: 2
Coding region: 1-669 (222 amino acids)
Source: RefSeq, a predicted model, not a curated record